Molecule: messenger RNA, 638 nt
Organism: Microdochium trichocladiopsis
Lineage: Eukaryota; Fungi; Ascomycota; Sordariomycetes; Xylariales; Microdochiaceae
Exons: 1
Coding region: 345-575 (76 amino acids)
Source: RefSeq, a predicted model, not a curated record
AUCUAUGAUGUGGUGGUAAAACGAUUGAGCUUCUUUUCAGCAGCAUUGGCACGACGAGAAAACAACCUCUGGGGUACUCAUCCUGACUUGCCAGGAGAUGCAUGACAGGAAUGGUUGCUGGUCAUCGUGCUUCACGAACGAUACCCCAAUAUGACCUCGAGUGGUGCUUACGCGUGCACCACCCACGGCUACAUCGCCGGUUGGAUGCUAGCUGAGAAAUACCUGGUCCAUCCGCGGUUCUGAGACUGAUUCUGUCUGAAGACCCUAGCGCAAAUCACUCGUCGAGCCAAGACCAAAGUUGAGAUGACUACGAUACCCUCGCUGGACGACAAAUAAACGAUACUAUGCAAGGGUGGUGCGUGCUUUUGAGCAGGCACAGCCUGUGUUGUGCGGACGUGCUUUUAGGACCCAGUCUCGCCAGUGUCAUGGCCUGGCCUGGCUGCCGCAGAGCCUCAAGCCGGUCUCAGGCGCGGAUCCACUGGUCCUCGCGUGCCAAAACACUCUUUGGCGCGGGCGCGCUCAAGUCUGGACGCUGGGAUCUUCAAGCUGCCGUGUUUCAGACUCGGUCGAAUUGACGCAACGCCAUAAUCAUUGGUCCGCGCUUGGUGCGUGCUCGUGCGAUGGGAGGAGUGCAUGAC